GAUCAUAUUACAGCUUUGGGAUACUCCAUAGAAGUCUCAAAUUCAUCUGCAACCAAUGUCCUAGUUUCAUAUACAACGCAUAUUUUCUGUGCUUCCUUACAGUCCUCCUUCGUUCAGGCUAUCUUGGGUGAGCUACCGCUGAGUGCAGGAUCCAUCCACCGAUCUGCGAGCGUCGCCUACCUUUCUCAGAUUCCAUGGAUCUUCACUGGUACAAUCCGCGAAAAUAUACUCUGCGGACAGCCUCUCAACAACGACCGCUACGCUUUGGCUAUUCGCGUCUCUGCCCUUGAAGCAGAUUUGGUCAAAUUUCCCAACGGCGAUAAGACGGAGGUAGGUGAGCAUGGGCUGACACUGAGUGGAGGUCAAAAGGCUCGAGUAGCGCUGGCCCGAGUGGCAUAUACUGACGCUGCUGCCGCUGCUCUCGUGAUCCUCGACGAUCCUCUUGCUUCCGUUGACCCCGGCGUCGGUGCUCAUAUCUUCACAGACUGCUUACGCGAAUACAUGCGCGAUCGCCUUUGCCUCUUCACCACCAAUCAGCCGCAUCUCCUUCCUGAAUGCGAUCUCAUCGUCGUCUUGAGUGGAGGUCAUUUGGAGGUCUCGGGAACCUACGAUCAAUUGGUUGCAGAGGGGUUUGACUUUAUCUCUCUCACAGCGAGGGAUGACGAGAAGGUGGCCGAGGUCUCUCUCGAUGACUCCAGCUUAUUUAGUGAUAAAGCGAGAAUUGACGAAAGCCUCCCUCCAUAUCUUACGGAUAUCGAUAACAUUCAGACAGGACUUGGUUCCGUCAUGCAGUUUUUUUUUGUUUAUUUAGCUUACAGUCCGGUGCUGGGCCAAUUGAUGGUGACCCUGGAGGGCCUGGCGUGCGUGCGGGCGGCGCGAGGCGAGGAUGCACAGCUGACGCAGUUUCACUUUCUCAUGGAUGAGCAUACACGUGCUUACCAUUUCACCUUUGCUGCCUCUCGAUGGUCCUGCUUCCGCAUGGACGCCGUGUGCAUAGUCUUCCUCGCUAUCGUCACCGCUCUCUGCAUAGUCGUCGGCAUCACUGGCGGUCAUUUUCCUCCUCUUCCUCUAUUCAUUGCCUCACAGCCUUGUCAAUUUAUCGAAAUAAUGGUGUCCGUAGAGAGGAUGCGGGAAUACAUUGAUCUCGAACCGGAAGAACAGCCUUCAGUUAUUGAGAACACUAUUACUCACCUUCCUUACCUGAAGGUUUCCUCUGAGUGGCCUUCAAAAGGAGCAAUCACAUUUGAAAAUGUGUGCCUUAGGUAUCCAGAUGAACGUAACUGGGCUUUGUGGAAAAUCACUUUCACUAUCAAACCUGGAAGCAAGGUGGGUAUAAUAGGCCGCACAGGGGCGGGUAAAACUUCGCUCAUAUCGCUCCUCUUCCGCCUCUUCGAGAUCCAACGUGGGCGGAUUCUCAUCGAUGGAGUAAAUACUUCCCAGCUUCACCUUGCUGAUCUGCGCAGACGCAUCUCAAUCAUACCCCAAAAUCCUCUACUUUUCUCCGGUACUGUUCGAUGCAAUCUGGAUCCAGAGGGUGCUUGUUCAGAUGAGCAGUUGUGGGAUGUCCUGAGCAUGGUUCGAUUGAAGGAAACUUUCAAGAAAUCAGAUAAAGGUCUGAGCAGUGAAAUAACUACUAGCGGGUUGAAUCUCAGCACCGGUCAGAAGCAGCUCUUUUCUCUGGCUAGAGCGCUUCUCCGUGGUAACAAAAUCCUCCUGAUUGACGAGGCUACGGCAAACGUCGACCCCGAGUGCGUGACGGAUGCUUUGGUGCAGGAGUCUAUCCGUGCAAACUUUGCUUCGAACACAGUGUUGAUAAUUUCCCACAGGCUUCGUAAUGUAAUAGAUUUGGAUGAAGUAAUGGUGAUGGAGAGUGGUCGCAUAAUUGAACGUGGUGCACCCUACGCCCUUUUGGAUCCAAUUGGGGCUGCUGAUGCCCUUCAGCGCGGUGGCAUCGCCUUGGCGGAUACGGCAUCCAUAUUAGUAGGAGAAGUUCAUAGUUGGAAAACAUGA
Messenger RNA from Hydatigera taeniaeformis, 2010 nucleotides. Lineage: Eukaryota; Metazoa; Platyhelminthes; Cestoda; Cyclophyllidea; Taeniidae. The record is from the annotation of a GenBank genome assembly.